GGGCCGCGCGCGGCGGUGUUUGAAUGGCUGUGAGUGGGGCCCGGCUGGGGAGCCGAAGGACGCUCUGAGCUGCCGGGCGCGGUUCAGCAGCACAGUGGCCGAGCUCGGGCGCUGCGGUACCAUGAGGCGCCGGUACUUAAGAGAUUAUGGCAUUUGAUACUCACCAUGUUAAAAAACGGAACUUCUCUAACUGUAUUGAUCUUCCUAGAAAGAGGAUCUCUAAUUUCACCAGUAAGAACAUGAAGGAGGUUAAGAGAUCUCCAAAACAGUUGGCUGCUUACAUAAGUAGAACUGUUGGACAGGUAGUGAAAAGCCCAGAUAAACUGCGCAAGGUGCUCUGCCACAGAAAGUUAGUUCGGCAUUCCUUCCCAAAUCCUUGUUAUAGAACUAAGCAGUCCCCAAAAAGUGGGGGCUGUGACAUGGCAAAUAAAGAAAAUGAACUGGCUUGUGCAGGCCAUUUACCCGAAAAUUUACGCCACGACAGUCGGACAUUUGUCAUUAAUACCAGUGAUUCUGGGUCUUCACAGACAGAAAACCCAUCAUCAAAAUAUAGUGGUUUCUUUUCUGAGGUUUCUCAGGACCAUGAGACAAUGGCCCAGGUUCUAUUCAGCAGGAAUUUGAGAUUGAAUGUAGCUUUGACUUUCUGGAGAAAGAGAAGUAUAAGUGAACUUGUAGCUUAUUUAGUGAGGAUAGAAGACCUCGGAGUUGUGGUAGAUUGCCUUCCUGUUCUAACCAAUAGUUUACAGGAAGAAAAGCAAUAUAUCUCACUUGGCUGCUGUGUAGACUUACUUCCUCUGGUAAAGUCUUUACUUCAAAGCAGAUUUGAAGAAUAUGUAAUUGUUGGCUUAAACUGGCUUCAAGCAGUAAUAAAAAGGUGGUGGUCAGAACUCUCAUCUACAUCAGAAAUUAUAAGUGAUGGAAAUAUUAAGAUUUUAAAGCAACAGUUGAGUGGAUUAUGGAAACAGGAAAACCAUCUUACUUUGGUUCCAGGAUAUACUGGUAAUAUAGCUAAGGAUGUAGAUGCUUAUUUAUUACAGCUGCAUUGAGAGAUUUCAUCUUCUAAAGAGUAUUUGGUUAUUCAGACAGCGCUGGAUUAUAUGAUCUCCCAAAGUAGGUCUCUCCUGAGAACCGAGAGCUGUGGAAGAAAUAAAACCAAUUUUUUUUUUCUUUUAAAAAGCCACAUAAUAAAACCACUAAUGAAAUCCUAACAAUCUACUUCACAUUGAAGUGGAAGCAUGGAGAAGGAGCAGCAUCAACUUCAAUGAGGUGAAAGUGCACUAUGAAGACUGUUUGCCUUUGCUGCACACAGAAUUUAAAUGACCAUUUGGUAGCGUUGUUUAAGAACUACUGGGUCUUAACUCAGUCCUGCAUAAGAAUAUGAUUUAUAGUAUGCAAAAGUAAGACAGGACUUAUUACCAGGAACUAUAAAGACCAAUAUUAAAAUUUUUAUUGUGUUUUAUGAAGAAACACUUAAAUGUGUGCAGCUAUUUUCUUCUGUCGGAAAGACUGCAAAAGUUUAAAAUAUAGUAAGUAAUAUUAAAAAUUUUUGUCCACACUGAUACUGUGUACAAAUGCCUUAAUUAUUGAUAAGCCAAUGUGUUAUAAUACCAAUAUCUCUUUUUAAAAAAAAUUUAAAGCAACCAUGCUCUGGCAUGAUAAAAUCAUGGAAUUAAAUCAGGGGUUUACAUUCAUUCAUGUAGAAUGUUGUUGAAAUAUAUUCGACAUCACUUUUUUUAAACUUGAGAAAUUUUUAGCAUCUCUUGAUUCUUUUUAUCAGAAACUUCAUGUUAUGUUUGUAUGUAUGUGUUAUUCUUAUAUAAAGAAAAAAGGUGAAUAUGUAUUUGUAUGAAUGUUUAACUGGAAAUGUCCAUGGAGUUGGCUAAUUUAUAUUCACUUUUUAUUGUAUAUAGAGUUCUAAUAUUUUUCAUUUCUGUAACAUUUAAACUUCCUUUGAGUAAAUUUACUAAAUAUUUCUA
Messenger RNA from Mus pahari (shrew mouse), 1976 nucleotides. RefSeq names its product katanin regulatory subunit B1 like 1 (gene Katnbl1). The record is from RefSeq and is a predicted model, not a curated record. Gene Ontology annotation, cellular component: nucleolus. Lineage: Eukaryota; Metazoa; Chordata; Mammalia; Rodentia; Muridae. Bases 147 to 1046 code for a protein of 299 amino acids. The transcript is spliced from 10 exons. Gene Ontology annotation, molecular function: microtubule binding.